CAGAGCAUCGUGGUAAACCAUGAAUGACAGGAAUUGGAUGACUGAGAAGAUCUUGGAUCUAACCUUGGAGAUCAUCUACCUGCUGACUGGAGAGGAUCUCAUGGUUGUAAAGAAGACCAGUAAUCAUGACUCGCCCAGAAGCAAUCCACAUGGAUCGGAGGGGUCACACAGGACAUUUAUCUCCAGCAUCCUACUUCCACCUCCUUCCCUGAUCCAUGAGAGAAACAAUAAUCAGAAGGUCCUGGAACUGACCAAUCAGAUCAUUGAGCUGCUGACUGGAGAGGUUUCUGUAAGGUGUGAGGAUGUCAAUGCCUCCAUGGAAGAGUGGGAGUAUAUAGAAGGACACAAGGAUCUCUACAAGGACAUAAUAAUUGAGAACCACCAUCCGCUUGAUAAAUGUAUACCUGAUGGAUUGUACACACCACUUGCUACAAGUAAAACUGUAACUAAAACCAAUGAUGGUAACGCAUCUAUUGUUAUCAACCAAGCAAAGCAAAGCGAGAUUAAAUCGGUAACAUUCAUGUCACAAGAAUCUUUGCCAUGUGAAGGAGGCAAUCUCACAGACAUUUGUACACUCACAGAACAUCCACAGAAAGAAUAUCCAUCUACUCAUAGUAAGGAGGAACCAGCCUCGUGUGAAGAAGGCAAUCUCACAGACAUUUCUACACCCACCGAACAUCCACAGAAAGAAUACCCAUCUUCUUAUAUUAAGGAGGAACCAGCCCCAUGUGAAGAAGGCAAUCUCACAGACAUUUCUACACUCUCGGAACAUCCACAGCCUGAAUAUCCAUCUCUUCAUAUUAAGGAGGAACCAGUCUCAUGUGAAAAAGGAAAUCUUACAGACAUUUCUACACUCUUGGAACAUCCACAGAUAAAAUAUCCAUCUAUUUAUAUUAAGGAGGAACCAGACUCAUGUGAUGAAGGAAAUCUCACAGACAUUGCUACAUUCUCUGAAGAUCCACAGACAGAAUAUCCAUCUAUUCAUAUUAAGGAGGAACCAGACUCAUGUGAAGAAGGCAAUCUCACAGACAUUGCUACAUUCUCUGAAGAUCCACAGACAGAAUAUCCAUCUACUCAUAUUAAGGAAGAACCAGCCUCAUAUGUAGAAGGCAACCUCAAAGACAUUUCUACAAACACUAAACAUACUGAGACAUAUGCUUCAAUUCAUUUUAAGGAAGAUUCUUCUUUACAUGAGUAUGGUUUUGUCACAGAUUCUCUCUCAGAACAAACACACAGAGUACAUCCACCAAGUAGGACUGAUGAAUGUUCUACCGGUGGAAAAGGAAAUCUCACAGUUGCUGAGAAGUCUACUGUUAUAUCUGAUUCAUCUAAACAUCAGGAGAUUCAGACUGAGAAAAAGCGAUAUCAGUGCCCUGAAUGUGGGAAAUGUUUUUUAUAUCCAUCAAAAUUAGUUUUACAUAAAAGAAUUCACACAGGGGAAAAACCAUUUAAAUGCACUGAAUGUGGGAAAUGCUUUAAUGUACACUCUAACCUUACAAAGCAUCAAAUUAUUCACAAAGGAGAAAAACCAUUUAAAUGCACUGCAUGCGGGAAAUGUUUCAAUUUACGAUCUAAUCUUAAUAGGCAUCAAAUUGUUCACAAAGGAGAAAACAACCAUUUAAAUGCACUGCAUGUGAGAAAUGUUUUAUUGGAAAGCAGGAUCUUCUCCGGCAUCAUCGUAUACACAAAUUAGAAAUACCAUUUAAAUGCACUGAAUGUGGAAAAUGCUUUGACCAGGUUCUACAUUUUAUUUCAUAAACAGACCAGAUGAAAAUCAUUUAAAUGCACCGUGUGAGAGGACUUAGUCAACAGUAUAUUCUUAAUAAGCAUCAGAAGAUUCAUACGGGAUAAUAAGGAAAUGUAGCCACAAUUUUCUUUUCCUGUAUAUAGCCAGAACAUCAUCACAAUAGGGUUAGCUCUGCCUACUUGGCUGUUAAGGUCAGGAAAUUAAAGCUAAUAAUACCCCUCCUUGCAGAUAGGGUUUCUGACGUUCCACAUCUCUGAAUAAAUAAUAGUUCUAAAGGAGGAAGUUCAUGCUGCCGUGGAUGUAUCCAGGAACAGAAAAUCCAGACGAAGACAACAGGACAAUGAAUCCUCUAACCCAAAUCAAAUAAUUGGCAUCUUUACAAAUCCAACCCUUAUGUCAAGUUCAUGUACAGGGAGCACGUGUUAAUUGGCAGUAGAGCUUAUGGCAUAGGGGGACCAGAUGAAACAGGGAUAGAUUCAAGUCCUAGGCCACUUAUAGCAACAAGCAUGAUUAAAUGACUGGAACAGGCUGACAGAAGAAGACUUUGAAAUAGUUAAAACUCAAUGUGUCUCAGAGUUCAGAGACAGGAACAUUCCUAACUUUAAUUAGAUCUUCUUCCUUAAAGUAUGUUUGAUUUAAAUGAAACAUUCGCUCUGGGUCUGAGACACCAAAUGCUAGAUACAGGAAACCUAAUUUAUCCUGAUAACCAGGCAUGGUUUGCUAUGUUCAGUGCACAAGGAAAUGUCUUAUGGUCUGUCGGUAAUAUAAUAAACAAAUCUGUAUUUAUUUGAUAGUAAACUCUUCUAACACAAGGUUUGAAGAAUAAAGACUUUCCAACAGA
Pelobates fuscus (common spadefoot toad) is the source of this 2588-nucleotide messenger RNA. RefSeq names its product oocyte zinc finger protein XlCOF8.4-like. The record is from RefSeq and is a predicted model, not a curated record. The transcript has 4 exons. NCBI's taxonomy places the organism in Eukaryota, Metazoa, Chordata, Amphibia, Anura, Pelobatidae. Bases 20 to 1693 code for a protein of 557 amino acids.